AUGCCGACACUCAAUGGGAAGAGAGUCGCCAUUGGUGACGUCAGCAGAGUAAUAAAAGAAGCAGCCAACCCAGAACUUGUACCUAGAGGAUACUUGAGUGGCAAUCUCACCCAAUAUGAGCUACGUCAUCUGCGAUGGCUAAUGCAGAAGGAUGCAAUGGGGCAAGAUGUCUUCCUGAUAGGAGGGCCUGGCCCAUUGAGACGGCACAUUGCUCUGGCUUACCUCGAGCUGACACGGCGAGAGGCGGAAUACGUGACACUCACGCGUGACACUACAGAGGCUGACUUGAAGCAGCGCCGGGAAAUUCGGGAUGGUACCAGUUACUACCACGACCAGGCUGCAGUUCGGGCGGCGACACAAGGCAGGGUGCUCGUGCUGGACGGCAUAGAGAAGGCAGAGAGGAACGUCCUGCCCGUCCUGAACAACCUGCUGGAGAACAGGGAGAUGAACCUUGAUGACGGCCGGCGUCUCAUACCCCACAGCAGAUAUGACGCUCUCGUCAAGGAUCACGGCGAGGCGGGCGGCCUGAACGUGCUGCGAGUGUCGCCAGAUUUUCGGGUGUUUGCUCUGGGCCUCCCCUGCCCCCCUCACCAGGGACAGCCCCUGGACCCGCCCCUCAGGUCCAGGUUCCAGGCCAGGGAAAUAUCCCAUGCGCCUUUCCAGGACGAGCUACAGAAGCUACAAGCGCUGUACCCGCACGUGUCGCGUGACGUCAUCACGCGCUGCCUCUCUGUGGGUCACGCGCUGCUGGCGGAGGAGAGCAAAGCCCUGGCGCUGCCCGACUACCCCCUGCACCUGCUGCAUACCGUCCUGGCCGUGCUGAACAAGUUUCCCAGCGUUGCCCCCGAGUCAGUGCUUAGACUCGCGUACCCCCACAGCGUGUGUCUCCCCAGCGAGUCUCANUCAACGAACAAGUUUCCCAGCGUUGCCCCCGAGUCAGUGCUUAGACUCGCGUACCCCCACAGCGUUUGUCUCCCCAGCGAGUCUCAGGCCCCUCUCACUGACCUCCUCAACACCUUCGACCUCAACCUUCCCCAGCAGGACGCAGCCAUCCUGACGUUGGACGCCGUUCAGAGCGUGGCAGUUGAUGCGGCUGGCGGCUCUGUACAGCUCAACAUGACGGUCAACGGAGAGCCUGCUACGGCUCAGGUGGUUGGUGGUACAUUACCUCAUACCAUCCCGUGUGAUGGUUCACCAUCAGCAAUGAUCAGCACAGCAUACCACAGCAGCGUGCUGUCAUCACUGCUGCAGCUGCAUGCUGUAGGCAGCGACGUCUGCAUUGUCGGGCCCAGAGGCUGUGGCAAGAGCACCGUAGCCAUGCAGAUGGCCAGGACUCUGGGCUACAGAGUCGAAACUGUUCUGUUAUACCAGGACAUGACAUCCCGCGACCUGAGCCAGCAGCGGGCGACUGACGUUUUUAUCGGCAGUUCUAGUAAUACGACUCAUUCGCGACCGCGAGUUCACGACCGCGAGUUAUUACUCAUACUCAUUCAAGACCGCGAGUUACAGCUGUAUGACGGCACACGUCUCCUCCGACACGACAAGUUCGAUGCCCUCGCCACCGAACUUUCCCUCAGUCCUGACCAGAUGGAGGCGCGAGGGCUGCUGCGCAUACAUCCCGCCUUCAGGAUUGUUGCCCUCGCCGACCCUCCUCAGCUGGCUGAUGUUCAGGGACAGUGGAUGAAACCUGAGACUUUGGCGCUCAUGCCUUGGCUGGAAAUGCGGCAGCCUACGCAAAAGGAAAUGAUGGAACUCGUCGUAGAGUUGGUAAAGCCUCGGGACAGCGCGACCCUGCAGCAGGUGGAGCUGCUCACCGCCGUCAGCUGCGCCGUCAGUGACAGUGUUGGCAGCCUCUCGUCCUUGGCACAUUCUCUCUCGCUCCGACAGGUCGUGCGCAUCGCUCGCCGUCUCACAGCCUACCCCGGCCACCGCAGCCUGCACGAGCUGGUGCAGGACGCCUGCUUGGCCCGAUUCCUACCUAUGUUGGUAAAGCAAGCCUUGGACGAGACUCUAGACUCAUUAGGUGUCCAGGCGACCAAGAACCCGGCAACCGCAGAGGCCGAGCUGAGCUGCACGGUACAGGGCAACCAUGUCACCAUCGGCAACACCACAGCCCUGCGCUACCAGCCUUCUAGUACCACUAAGAUACCCAAGACGCUCUUCUUUGACAUCCAACAGCACGUCGAGGUCCUAGAGAACCUGCUACAAGACUGGCAGCUCGGCGAGCAUCUGCUGCUCAUCGGCAACCAAGGCGUGGGCAAGAACAAACUCGCCGACCGCUUCCUCGAGCUCAUCAACCGACCCCGCGAGUACCUGCAACUGCACAGAGACUCCACCGUGCAGGUCAGUUAGCUAAAUCUGCAAGUCACAGUGAGAGACCUUUUUUCUGUUUUUGAGGACUCGCCGCUGGUGACGGCGGUGAAGGAAGGCUCCGUGCUGCUGCUGGACGAGGCUGACAAAGCGCCCACGCACGUCACGUGUGUGCUGAAGACUCUGGUCGAGAGCGGAGAGAUGUUAUUGUCAGACGGUCGCCGUAUCGUGCCUUCGUCGCACCCUCUGGCCAGCUCCGCUGACACGUCUGACAUCAUCGUCAGCCAUCCUGACUUCAGGAUGAUCGUCCUCGCCAACAGGCCUGGCUUCCCCUUCCUCGGCAAUGAUUUCUUCGCUGUACUCGGUGAGCUGCGGUUCUCUUCUAUUCACUACCCCAAAGACGGCGUGUCGUUGGCCAUACGCAACGUGUUCGACUUCGACGCGUGGAGCGCAGACGCUCGAGACGUCGUCAUGAAGACGUUAAACAAGCAUGGCUUACCUGUACAAUCCUCGGACGCUUCUACGCGGCUCGCUACCAAAUUAUCUAUAGGAGACCCCCAGUAUUUAGGCCGCUGGCACAUUUCCCGUCACAACGCCAGACCUGUUGAGGUCUCGUCUGAACGCAUCUCGUACCGCGGCCCAAUCUAUGUUCCGGUGACCAAGCAAAACCUCGCCGCUCUGGAAGCUCGCGCCAGCAUUUUUACUGAGCUACACAGCUUCUAUUCUUUGCCUCUGUCUGAUACGUCGCUCAUUACUGACAUCAUGACAUCCUCUUACAAAGCAACAGAUUCCGACAAGUUGUCGGGAAAAACAAGUGGUCGGCAAAGUCAGAUGACCGACACCAUGACUAUCUUGCACAACCAUGCACCUCAAAGUACCAAUGGUAAUGCCAAAAGUGUAUCUGCCGCAGUACAGGCUUUAAAAGAUCCUUUUGGCACGAGUAAACUUCAGGCCACGAUUCAUGUAGUUACAGUUGCACCGUUGGCUCUUCAUACGUUGAUGCCAUCAGAUUCCCUCGCCAGACCCCUGACGACCCUUUCUCUUCAUUCGCUAUUGCCUAACUUGGGCGGGUCUCAUCAACCCAGGCUGAGGUUGUGGCCUGGUGCUGAUGGAAUGGUUGGGUUAUAUGAAGAACUCACAAACACGGUGCUUCUGGCAGACCCCCACAACGGAGAAGUUCUACAACUGAAUAAAAAUUCAUUCUUGGAACGGAUCAAGUUGCCCCUAAGGCAGCUUAUGCAACAGUCUGUUGAUAACAGAUGCACACCUUCUGGAGACUCACUUUUUGUGUAUACUCUAGGCCAAAAUUUUGUUACCGUCGUUAACCCUAAAGAAGGAAGCAUUGAUUCUUUGGCUCUGCCUAUCGAUGUGGAUGCGGUCGUUGCCGAUUGUCAAGGCGGAUGGAUUAUUAAAGAUGAUCGUGGUUCUCAGUGGCUCAUCGGAGGAGAAAUGGGAUUGGAAACCAUAACACCUUUCCAACUGGGAUCGGAAGUUGGAUCGAAUAUUAAACAUAUAUCUAAAGUAGGGGACAUAGUCAUAAAAAAUGCACUGAAUGUAGAUUCAAGUGCUGAAGAAAUCUUCCAUGUUUCAUCGACGCACGGUCAAAAUUCUGAAAAUAGUGCAGGAAUGUUAUUGUCGUCUGACACGUCACAAGCGAUGCUCUUGCCUGGCUUCCCAUACGAAGCAUCAGGUGGUGUCUACGCCUGGCCCAGGAAAGAUAACCCCCAGAAGUCGAAGAAAAUGACUCAGUUCGACAGUGUCUCACACACUCGUUCAGUGACACCCGUGUCUGACUCCGGAAGAAAUUGCGUGGUGUUUCCAGCAAGUGGUCAAAUUGUUCAAAGUCUGAAGGAGUUGCCGCCCAGUGCUCCCGACGUUCUCAAGUCAGUGCCAGCUUCGGGCUAUCUUGAAGUUACGGACGUCGCUGAUAAAACGGUCUCAUACUUGCCAGUUCCGCAGGUCGAAGAGCACAACGAAUACUGGCAUUGGACCGUCGGGCGAUUGGCACCCAAGUUGAUGUUGGCAGGGGACGAGCAUGGGGGAGUUGUGUCCGUUGACCGUGCGGGAGGCGUGCGAGUGUGGCAGGUGGGAGGGCAGGAGCUCAAGGCUGGGAUAGCCGAGUGGGAGAGUAUGGUGGGCCAAGGUGAAGGUGAGCGUCUUGAACUUGAACGUAUCGGUGGAGACAUGUCCCUCAGUGCACCUAAGCACGGCAAAAUUGACACUAACAACGCACCACAUGUAGGGGGAAACACGUGGGCCGGAGGAACUGGAGGCCGGGACACUGCCGGGUUAGGGGGCGUGGGCGGACCCUACCGUCUGGAUGCGGGUCACGACGUGCAUCAAGUGAGCGACGAGGUGAAGGCGACGGUGCCUCCUGAGAUCACCGAGGCGGCGCGCAAGAUGGCCAAAGCAGCGCACGCGAAGCGUCUCAAAGAAAUUCAGAUGUCAGAGUACGACCACGAGCAAUACGAGGCUGUCAGCAGCAAUGUCAGGACGCAAGUCAACCAAAUCCGCGCUGUGCUGAGCUCCCUGACGGCCAAGGCUGGUGAGCGGUGGUGGGUGAGGCGGAGACCUGACGGGGAGUUGGACGAUAAUGCACUCGUCGAUGGCCUCGCGGGUGCCACUAACAUUUAUCGGCAGCGCCGUGAGAUUCCUCCUGAAGCUGGACAACCGCAAACCAAACCUAAACGCCUUCGACUCUUGUUGGACGCUUCAGGUUCCAUGUAUCGCUUCAAUGGUCAUGACCAGCGUCUGCAAAGAUCCUUGGAAGCAGCCCUCAUGUUGAUGGAAGCUUGCCAGGGCCAUGAAGCCCGCUUGGUGUACGACAUCUAUGCGCACAGUGGCGAGGAUCACUCUGUCACGCUCUCACGCAUCAAGAAUCAACCUGACAACAACAAAAAACGUCUCGACUUACUUCGCACGGUGCUAGCGCACAGCCAGUUCUGUAUAUCGGGUGACAGCACUGUGAUGGCCACCAAAAAUGCCGUCGACAAACUAGCUCAAACUGCCGAGGACUACGACCAAAAUUUUGUGGUGUUAUUAUCAGAUGCUAAUUUAGAUCGUUAUGGUAUCAGUCCAGCCCGCCUUGCCAACGCUAUGACGGCGCAGAGUUCAGUUCAGUGCUACGCGGUCUUCAUUGGAUCCCUCGGCAACCAAGCCAAGCGCCUUGCGGACGCCUUGCCCGCAGGCCGAGCCUAUGUGUGCCUUGACACCAACGACUUGCCGCAGAUACUCCAGCACAUCUUUACUCAUGCCAUGACGCAGUAAAAAUAAAAAAGUACACAGCGUUUUCAUCAUUAAUUGAAGGCACUCAAAUUAGCCAAACUGGUGCUGUUUAUGCAGCUCAUGAUUAUAAAAUGACUACUUUGCUGGUGCACCCAACAGUGUUAGCGCAUCGCCUCAACAAUGCGUUUCAUUUUCAAAUUAGUGUUGGAACAGAAUAGGUUGUUUUAGUUAUUAGGUUCAAGGUAAGAGACACGUUCAAUAUCGGGAUCUGUGGUUGUGUCGAGACAGGGGAAUUAUUACAUAGGAUAUUUUUGAUAAGUUUGAGCUAGUAUUCAUUAGAGUUCAUUAUGAUAUGCUUUAUGUACCUAGCGCCUCGUUGACUCUUGGUUACUGUUUUGUAUUUAAUUGCUUGCUAAUUAGAUGUGCGUUUGCACUAUUAUGCGGGUGAGAUGUUCAGUCGUACGCAUGUACCUGCUUGGUAUAAGCCGGCAGUUCAUCGCAGUAGUACGCAUGUAAGGCGUAUAAUGUAAGCGAGUGAUACGCGAAGUCAUUAUUACACGAAAUUGUGUAGCGCAAACCACUGACCUAACCCGAGGUCUCCAGGGAUGUGCCACACUUCUGCUACACAUGUGACCGUAGUAAUGUUUGUUAUUCAUGGCCCUUGUAAUGUUAUUAGUUAUUUCCAUCGUAUAAAUACUUGUAAUAAUGAUCAACAAUUUACUGGCAUACAAUAUCAAUUGUAAAUUGAAGUGACCCAAGGUAUACGAGAGUGUAGUCACAAAGAAUAACUUGAUGCGUUUGGAGUUUUGACCUCUGCUUUAGAGUUGUCUUUUUUCUUGUUAGGUAAUUAUAAUUUUUUAUUAGUUUUAAAAGACUAUAGAGAAAAGUUUUGAUUUUUAAAAUUUAAAUAUACAUAAAGCGCCUUUGAUUCAUCCACUACAACAUUACGCUCUGUAAAUAAUUUUUGGUGACUUGGAUGCAUUUGUUGCGAGCUCCACAAGUCGUCUUUCCUAGUUCCCGAGACUAAAAUCACACCGCAAUGUUUGCUAUGAUGCUCCCAGUGCUGUAGCGUUGCAAAUUCUAGACUUGUAGUAACGUGGUUAUCAAGAUAAUUGUGCUCCUUUGAUACAGUUUCAGUAGAGGCUUAUUCAGUGACGACCACAUUCAAGAUUUUAUACGUAUUUUAUUUGGAGUAUUUAUAUUUCGAUUUUCGACACUUGUAACGCCGUGUUCUUACACUGUGUUUUUAAUUCCUGUUAACAAAUUUUGUAUGAAUAUCAUGCUACUUAGUUACAAAAUUAUGAACUUACCAUACAUAGCAGGUGUUGUUGCUCUACCUGGACUUACCUUUGCGAUUUUUUGCAAUUGUUCACCAUUGAUAAAAUAAAUACGGAAAAUUUAUGUUACCAAAAGACGCCGGUAGUUUUAUCUCUCCGCUCCGGUGUUUUUGUGCGAUUACUUCUACUGUUUAAAUUGUAUGGGUUGUCGGUAAGUGCUAGUUUUAUCAGCAAUUUUUAUUACUUUAUUAAAAAUUUGAUGUUCCUAGCAGUUUGUUAUCUGAAACUUGAUGCCUUCUUUGUAUAUUAAUAUUAACAAUAAGAGAAAUACUCAGUCCAUAUUUAAGAGGAACUCAGGAGUCUAGUUCGCUGAAGUUGCCGCUGCCUUGCUCACUCUCACUCCGUUAUGGUUUGAUGUUCAGCCGCUAAAAUAAUAGGUAGAGUUAUGUACAAAUGAUAAAUAUAUAUUUUUGUGGCAAAAUGAAUCUAAUUUUAUCC
Messenger RNA from Hyalella azteca, 7310 nucleotides. RefSeq names its product von Willebrand factor A domain-containing protein 8-like (gene c12.2). The record is from RefSeq and is a predicted model, not a curated record. Gene Ontology annotation, molecular function: ATP binding; ATP hydrolysis activity. Gene Ontology annotation, cellular component: cytoplasm. NCBI's taxonomy places the organism in Eukaryota, Metazoa, Arthropoda, Malacostraca, Amphipoda, Hyalellidae.